This is a messenger RNA of Chlamydomonas reinhardtii, 1650 nucleotides long. RefSeq lists its product as uncharacterized. Gene Ontology annotation, molecular function: 2'-5'-oligoadenylate synthetase activity; double-stranded RNA binding. Gene Ontology annotation, biological process: regulation of ribonuclease activity. The transcript is spliced from 10 exons. The record is from RefSeq and is a predicted model, not a curated record. NCBI's taxonomy places the organism in Eukaryota, Viridiplantae, Chlorophyta, Chlorophyceae, Chlamydomonadales, Chlamydomonadaceae. Gene Ontology annotation, cellular component: nucleoplasm; membrane; cytosol. Bases 46 to 1296 code for a protein of 416 amino acids.
ACAACUGCGGCAAACCUCGACGGCCAGGCCUCAAGGCAAAGGACUAUGUCAAACGAACCCGUGCCUGAAUGGGUUUCUAAUUUCAUGCUUUCACGCGAGGACUUUGAAUACAUACAGUCACAGCCUGAGCUUAUGGACCCGCUCGGUUGGUUGCACCUUGAUCUGACGCCGAAGGGCGAUAAGGGGUGGGUCCGCCACUUCAACGGCCAGCUGCGGCCGCUGACGGCGCAAGGGCUGUCCGCGGGCGCCGAGGAGCAGGGGCACAAAAAGGCGAUAGGCAAGGUCCACAUGCUCCUCACAAACUGCCCCCUGAUCAAGGUGGACCGCCUCCACAACGGUGGCAGCUUCGGGCGCCGCACGAUGGUCCGCGGGUUGUUUGACGUGGACGUCACGGCCUUCGUGACCACAUACAAGGGCCGCGUGCUGGGCUACCAUGACUGGACCGGCGAGGAGGGCGAGGCACUGCAGGUCGAUAUGAUGCGAGAGCUAGCGGCGUGGCUGCAGAAUCAAGGUUGGAAAGCGCUGGAUGUGGAGUACGGCACGCACUACAAGAACUGCAUUAACAUGACGGUGGACGGGGUGGAAGUGGACAUCAAGCUAGCCCCCAACAUGGCACGGGGCAGCCAGGCCAGUGACCGUGGCAAGGUGCAGCGCAAAAUACUCAUGAAACAGGUUCUGGGCAGCGGCGGCGGUGCAGGGGAGGAGCGCCCGCAGGCAGAGCCGGCGCGGGAGGCGGGACUGUCGGAGGCGCUGACGGCUGUGGUGAAGGACACCUCGGACCGAGUCAAGUCCGUGGCGCGGCUGGUCAAGGUGCUUGCGUGCGGGCACGGCGUCGACGCCAGAUGCUGGUACAAAUACUCGCUAAAAGACAAGAUCCCGCACGUGCCCAGCGUGCUGCUGGAGGUGCUGACGCUGGCGGCGGCGCAGCGCGAAGGGCUCUGGUACCCCGUGAAGAACAACCGCACGGCAGAGGUGGAGUUGUUCCUGGCGGCUCUGACACUGCUGGACGCGGCCGUGACCAGCAAGGAGGUGGUGGUGCUGGAGGCGGGGCCGGUGUGGGGCUACAGUCGGGCGCAAGCGGAGAGCUGUCGGCACACGUGGCAGGACGAUACCGUGGUGGUGCUGCACCCCAUCGACCCAACCUGCAACCUGGCGCGGGCCCAGCCCGACCGCGAGGUGGACUGGCCGAUGAUGGCAUGGGAGGCGCGCGAGCUGCGACAGGUGGUGAGGAAGGACAGCAUGUGGACGCUACUGAACGAGAGCUCGCUGGCGCCCGCCAUCCGGGCGCUGCGGUGACGACGGGAAGCGAGUCGUGCGCCGCACGCAGAUGACGGGGGCCUGGCUUUGCAGCAAAUUGCAACGAAGGGGGAUCAGGAGCCCCAGUUGACCCCGGAAGAGUGUUGAUGGGUGCUUCUGUACCGUAGUAAGCUGGUGCGCCGUGUUUGGUAUGAGGGGUUGGCCAUGGGGGUUGGCACCCGGGGUGACCUGGCACAACUGUCGCGCCCGUACGUGUGUACACAGACAUGGGGUUUGUGUCUCUGUUACCUACACAAGCACACAAGGCAAAUGCGUUUACGCAGCCCUGCUCAACGUACUGUGUGGCUUAGCUCCAGACUCCGGCCGGAGAUGUCGCUAUUCCCGUCGUAGGAG